Penicillium subrubescens is the source of this 1213-nucleotide messenger RNA. Its product is annotated as ESCRT-II subunit protein SNF8. Gene Ontology annotation, biological process: protein transport to vacuole involved in ubiquitin-dependent protein catabolic process via the multivesicular body sorting pathway. Bases 59 to 844 code for a protein of 261 amino acids. Lineage: Eukaryota; Fungi; Ascomycota; Eurotiomycetes; Eurotiales; Aspergillaceae. Gene Ontology annotation, cellular component: ESCRT II complex. The record is from RefSeq and is a predicted model, not a curated record. The transcript has 2 exons.
AACACCAGAGCUGGUAACUUGGGCGGGGUUCACUUCAACCUCCCAGAUCACCAUCACCAUGUCUCGUCGCGGCGUUGGCCUCGGGGCCUUUGCCAACCGCACUCAAGCAACACAGUCCUUUGCCACCCAUGGCGCUAACUUACGCUCCACGCAUACGGCGUCUCUCCAAACUCAGCUCUCGGUCUUCCAGUCCUUACUCCAUACCUUCGCCCUAGAGCAUAGCUCCACCAUUAAAUCCAAUCCUACCUUCCGGGCCGAGUUCGCGCGCAUGUGUAAUACGAUCGGGGUCGAUCCUCUUGCUGCGAGUAACGUCAAAGGCAAAAAUGGCCGUCGCGGACUUGGCGAAGGUGGUAGUUUCUGGACGCAGAUCAUGGGCGGCGAUAUGAACGACUUCUACUUUGAGGUUGCUGUCCGUGUUGUGGAACUAUGCCGGGAUACAAGGGAGGAGAACGGCGGGUUGAUCGGAGUAGAAGAAUGUCGAAAGCGAGUACGUAAGGGAAAGGCCAUUGGAAGUGGACUAGAGGUUUCUGAGGAUGAUAUUCUCCGCGCCGUCCGAUCUCUAGAACCUCUCGGUUCCGGCUUCUCUAUCGUCCAUGUUGGCUCCAAACAAUACAUUCGGUCUAUUCCAAAGGAACUGAACACCGACCAGGCGACCGUGCUUGAAGUGAUACAAAUGCUUGGGUUCGUGAGCGUCUCGAUGCUACAACUAAACUUGAACUGGGAGAAGGCCCGGGCGCAGACUGUCAUUGACGAUCUACUUGCCGAUGGCCUUGUUUGGCUGGAUGCUCAGGGUCCGGAGAAGGAGUACUGGUCACCCCAGAACCUGCUGGAUGAUAGUGGAUGAAUAGUUCGAUCAGGACACCUCGGAUAUUGAUAUAUGAAACACUUACUACACGAUGGUCCAUCGAGAGACCACGACAACCUGACAGGGAAGAGACUCCCUUGCACCGCCCACCAACGGGCAUUCUCAAGCGCAGGUUCACUUACUUUGGCUAAUUGGAUCUUCAGCGAUUUCAUGGAAGAGAACUAUGAGAACAGCCUCAAGAGUUGCGACCUGGGUCUAAGACCCGCUUGAGAAUCAGUGGAAUUACCUUGGCGCCGCUUGAACUCCCAGGUCUUAACAGUCGACCCUCAAGCCAAGGAAAGAAGUGGCUGAACUAUGAGAAAUGAAAUUGUCACAAAUUUUUUAAAACCUAUACAAAUACCUGCGUCC